Leptopilina heterotoma is the source of this 5220-nucleotide messenger RNA. RefSeq lists its product as uncharacterized. Lineage: Eukaryota; Metazoa; Arthropoda; Insecta; Hymenoptera; Figitidae. Gene Ontology annotation, molecular function: protein binding. The transcript has 13 exons. Bases 1413 to 2933 code for a protein of 506 amino acids. The record is from RefSeq and is a predicted model, not a curated record.
AUAUUCAUGUCAUGUGAACUUUUUUUGCUUUUUUAAGAAAAAAUUUCCGGAAAAAUUCCUAUAUUACAUACGGCAGUGGAUUUUUGAAAUCUAGGUUGCAAUAAAGAAACGUAAUUGCAGGAGUUAGACAGGUGGCUCCCUGCAGUGACUCGAGGUAGGACUCCAACAACAACCCUGUCACGUUCCACCCACCUCCAGCGAACCCCACCGAACUGCUAACUCUUAACCCAUGUCUCAACCCCUCUGUUGGCUUAGUAUCAGCGCUUCUGCCGCUUCAGAUAUUUCUGUUUGAAUCCGCGCACUAUCCUCACCAAUGUUUCAUAUCGUUAAGCUCAUUCUAUCCGCAAGCGAAUUAUUUCUCGAUGCCAGCUCUACUUUUUUUUAAACCCAAAAAGUUCAUGUUUUCUCAUUUUCCUUUAAUUCUGACAUUGUGUUUCAAAUGUUUCUGCUUGCUAAAUAAAUGAAUUAAAACACUGAAAGGUGCGGAAAGCAUCCACGACCCUGAGCAAAAAUUCAAUUUCAGAAAAGCUGCAAAACAGUGAUAGUGAGGAAAAAGUGAAAAUUAAAAGAAAAACUGCUUCUCUAAGGGAAUAAUUAAUUUUAAGUGUCAACUUUUUUAUAAAUAUGAAGAAUAAAAAAAUGCAACGAAAGUGAAAAUUAUCAUAUUGUUUAUGAAUUAUGAACUUAAAAUUUUGAAGGAAUAUUCGAUAAAGGAAGAAUUAAAAAUUUUAUAAGAUUUUUUUUGUUUUAGUAGAAAAGUUCAGGAAUGUCGAUGGAAACAGUGAAUCGUUAAAAAGUUAAUAAAUGUUUUGUCAAAUUUUCCGUUUUAAAGUGAUAUGUACCAUUGAUACUGAAUGAACAGCUUGUGAAUAUAAUUAUAUUUUGAAGAUUUUUUAGUGACUUCGAGUGACCUUUUCACCAAUAACUGCCGGUUCAACUGAUACGUGACAGAUUUUCCUGAAGGCUUAAGAGGGAUCAAUUGGAGAAACAAUAAUACUGCCCAAAGAAUGGAGUUGUGUACAUAACUGAGAUGGAGACUACUUCUAAUCUUCUUAACUGCAUACGUAUUUUGGUCUUUCGCAACAUCCGCCUUUUGCAUUAUGGGAUACGAUUGCACUUCUAAUCAAUUAAAUUUAACUACGAAUUCAUUGUUUAAAGUAGGGAAUUAUGAGGCUCUGCAGGGUAAGCUAUAUGCUACCAAAACUUAUAUUCAACUGGUACAAUUUAGCAGAAUUACUACUACUAAGUUGUUCGAGAAAUCUUAUUUUUAUAAAUAACAUGACUUUAAGAGUCAACAACCGUACCCUGGAGUUCAAGUAUACUUCCAAAUUAAAGUAAUCAUUAUGAUUUGACAAAUCUUGGAAAUAGUCUAAGGUGUAAGGAGUAAGGAGUUCGAAUGUUAGAGAACGUGCAUGUGGUUCGAGAAGUCCGUUUGCCAGCAGAGUGGCCUAGUGAAAUUUAUAAGAAGCAGAAGUGGAGGAAAAGCAGUGAGUGGAAGGAUACGUGGACCAACCUCGGUCCGCCAUCCUGGCGGUAUGGUCCUUUGGGCCACAAUAUUAUUCCUUCAAGGAGCUGGUCUUGUAGGUUCGAUGACUGGAGUAAAGGGCGUUCCAGAGAAUAUUACCGUAAUGUUUCUAAACCCGACGUCCGUUCGAGUAUCCUGGAGUACUAGCCAAGUUGAAAAAGUGGAGAAAUAUGAUGUUUCAUAUAAACCUACAGAUGCAAGGAACAAUAAUAGCAGUUACAGGGUGGUGGCGGUGGUCGCGGGUAACAGCGAAGCGGUGACCCUUAGUGGCCUCCAAGCAGACACGCAAUAUCAACUGGUAGUCACUGCCGUUAGAGGUGGCAAACGAUUCAAAAGCCGACCAAUUGUCUUCCGUACACUGGAGCCACCAAAGACGUCUCCUCAACAAGAUGCAUCAGUUACAGGCAUUCCUUCCCCACCCUCAGCUCAACAGCCGCCAACGUAUUUACAGAUAAGAGGUGUAGAGGUGGGUAUAGUGGUGUUAGUACUGAUUGUGUGGGCAGGGGCAAUAGCCUUGUUCUUUAACCGCUGGGGUAAAAUACGUAUGUUACUACCAUAUCAACCAGACUACAAGGAGCAGCUUAAAGUUCCUGGAACAGGAGUGUGCUCUUCUGGGAAUGCUGCAUAUAAUCAACACUCGUCUCAACAUGCCUGUUCCCAGCAUCUGCACUGGUCGAACCAACACGUGGACUCGGUGGACAACGGUGGUGGUGUUACAUGGCCCAGACCAUCUAGGCAACGUGUCAAUAGUGCAAUCGACGUUGCAGGCUUCCUCUCCCAGGAAUUUCUGCGGAGACACGGUUCGACAUCCCGGCUCUGUCGCAAGGUUCGAAGUGCAGAUAAUUUACCGUUGGCAACGAAUAACCGUCAUCAGGAUCGAAGAAUUUCUAAAGAUGAAAUAAACGAAACCGAUCAAGAUUUUUUUCUAAGAUCAAAUACAGAAGAUAGUGAUAAGCUUGAGGAAUCAGAUUCCAGGAGGCAAAGCAUUAUUGAGAAACCUCCCAUGAUUGCUGAUACUGCUAUAUUAGAAACAUGUCACUUGCAGCAGUCACCAAGGGAUUAUGCUACAACCUCUUCGUUGACUGCUCGCCGGUUUAGUGGAUGGCGAACUAGUACUAGCCACGAUUACGUUCGGUGUCCAGUACGACAACCAAUUUCUAUGGAGGAAAGAUGCUUCAGGAGAUCCUGUGAACCCGAUUUCAUCCGGUUACCACGUCACCACAUUCAUCAUCACCAUCAUCAUCAUCAUCGUCGAAUAGAAACGCAUUCAAGAAGUUGUGAUUACUCAAGACGCUCAAUGUCUAUAGAAGCUCACAGCGAAACUCAACAUUUUGGCUUACCAAUUCUCAGUAUCAGUGAACCCAGCCCUCCAGACGAGGCUAACAACACGGUGGACGAAACUUUGUAGGAUUUGCUUGCCGAGGACUUCCCUAAAGAACUUCUUGUCUGACUGGAAAAGUUUUGUUUUCUUUAAAUGGUUUCCUUGAAAAUCUAAAAACUGUCAAAACUUCAAGGGAUGAUUAAGUACCUCGGCAAAACAAGAACACCAGUUCGAAUGUAUGAGUGUUUGCAUGUGUGAAUUGUGGCACUUAUUAAUGAACUCAUUUAUUUUCAAGAAAAAAAAAACGUAAUAAUUGUGUCGAACAGUCUCUUAUUAUUAGAUAUAUCCAACAAGACUUCUAUUUCAAUUUAAGGAAGUCAAAAAACUUCUGAGGCUGAUUAUCUAUUUUUUAUCAAAUAUUGACAUAUUGUAAAGCAGUUAAUCAUAGAAUCAAAUUCAUUCUCAUUAAAAUGGUCCAAAAAUAUAGUUUAUAAAUUCUAAAUAUUAUUAUGUCUAUUAAAAAAAUAUCAACAUUAAGUAUUUGCAAAUUUUAUACAUUCUUAUUAUAUGAAAAAAUAUUUUAAAUGAUAAUUAAUUACUUUUCUUAAUUACUUAAUUUUAUCUUAAUUCAAAACUUUGUCAAUCACAUAAGAUUAUUAGGCUCUUGAAAUACUUCAAACUAAUUAAAACUGGUUCUAAUACUUUAUAAAAAAAAUUAAUAUAUUCUAACAAACAUAUCUCAUGAUUUUAUAGAAAUUUCUAUUAAAAAAUAACUUGAAGCUUAAUUUUAGUAAGUUAGAAAGAAAUUAUGCGUGAUUUUAAAAUACUAAAAUAUUAGGGGAGAUACCGAUUCUUUGCAAAUGAAUCCUACCUAAAAAAUUCUACUCACAAUCAGUUAAUCUUACAGGAAGAAAUAUAUACCUAUUACAUUUCAUUUAAAAAUUAGGUUCUAAGCAAUUAAAAAAGCCAUCUGACUAUAAAAAUCUGUACAGCUGAAGAGACAUUUAUUUAUUUCAAUUCAAAUGUAAAUACUAAUUGUAAUCUGCCUUGUAGAUUUUAAUUUCAUUAAGCUAAAAAAUCAUAAAAUAUUAUAUUUUUAAAUUUAAUUAUGUAGAGAUUUUUUUAUAUUAAAGUAGCUGCAUUUAUUAACUAACACAAUAUUAGAACUUAUACUUUACUACUAUAUAGCCAGUCAAGUAGCAGCAAGAGACAGGAAGAGAAACUGUGAACCAUUACUUCACAAGAACAAUGUUUUCCAGUUGUUGAUUUAUUUUACAUUUGGGAUUUAUUUUUAACGUACAGGUUAGAAUUUAACACAAAAAAUACAAGAAUUUAAUUAGUGUUCUGUAAUUUGAUGUUUAUCAUUUAUUUGAUAUUUUUAAUUUAUAAAAGUAAGUUCUCUUAAAAUUCAAUAAUUAUUUACAGAUAUUUUGAAUCAUUGUAUGUUAAACAGAAAAUGGGUAUUAAUAAUUUAAAUGUAGCGCCUGAGACGGCGCUAUUUAAUGUUUGGAAAUAUAUUUCAAUUAUUUAUUAAAUUUACAAAAGUAUUAACAUAGAAAACCUAAGUACUACCGUGUCAUUUAAUAUUGGUUUAAUUUCAUACACAUCAAAAAUAAGUUCUCGUUUUUUCUACUCCAUGUUUUAGAGUUUAUUUGCAAACAAUGAAACCACUGUCUUCAAUAUAAUGUGUGAAAAUUUCAAAAACAGUCUUUUAGCUAUGUUACAAAAUUUUUGUUUAAGGAUUAUUUGCGUAGAAUCGUUACCACCUAAAAAGAUGAGAAAUUUUGUUAACACAAUACUAUUACAUAACUUGUAAAUUAUUUUUAUUAUAUUAACUGUAAAAAAAUAAAUAUUUAUCUAUAGUUUAGAAAUGUGUUACUAAUACAUAAACUUUUAUUUUCAAAAGAUUAGAUUUAAUUAUUUAUGUAAAUUAUUUCAAAAUUUUAAAGAAAAUUUUUAAACCAUUUUAAUUCUUAUGUGAUUUCUUAUUCUGAGGGCACUUUAGUAACGAUCAUUGUAAUUCUUUAUCAGGGAUAUUUGCGUCUUCGAUUGUAUAUAUGACGUAUAUGUAGGAUAACAAAAAUUUUGGGAACAAUAGAACUUAUCUUCGAAAACUAAGUAUAUCUGGGAAUCAAAGCGAAAGUUGGUAAUUUGCUAAUAGAACUCGCUAAUAGAACUUAAUAAGAAAACCGCGCUUCCAACAAAUCUUUAAAUUCAUUCUCGAAUCUGAAUCGAGAAAUAAAAGAAAACUAAUGUAGAUUAAGUCUGUAAACCAACAAUUUCUUUAAUGAAAGAUAAAAAUAUUUUAUUGUCCUAUUUCAUCGCGUUAAUGGUCAAUUAUAAUAUUUACAAGAAUAUAAAUAAUUUCAAAACA